AUGGACUCCAUUCCGGAGUUCGACGAAGAGAUUGAGAUGAUCGGGAGCGAGGAGGAGCGACGGGUGGCCGUGGCGAUGGGCGGCGGGGGGGGAGGUGCUGCGGGGAUGGGCGGCGGGGGGAAAGGUCCUGGGGGGCUGGGAGGGGGAGCUGGCGCUGUGGGGAUGGGGGCCGGAGGGGGCGCUGUGGGGAUGGGCGCGGAUGGGCUGGGGAAGGGGAAGGGGAAGAUGAGUCCGAGUGAUGAGGAGGCGGCAUAUAGGGCAACCAAGGAGGAGAGCGCUCCUUCAGGGGGUACGUCUCUGGUUACCCCUGGGGCUCCCCCGGGGGUGGCACCUCAGGGGAAUGAUCGACUGCAGCAGCAGCAGCAGCAGCAGCUGCAGAGGACGGUGUGGGAGCUUCGCUCAGGCGUUGCUCCUGCUGCUGCGGCUGCUGCUGCUGCUACUGCUGCCGCUGCUGCUGCGACGGCCACUGCUCCUGCGAAUGGUACUGCUCGUGGUGGUGGGAGCUCCAGGAAUCAUCGCACCAAGUCUGAUUCAGCUGCUCGUGGCAAUGCCACCACUCGUGGUGGUUCUGCUGCUGCUGCUGCUGCUGCUGCUGCUGCCAGCCCCCACCUCACUGCUGCAACCGCUCCCAACGCUGCUAUCUCUCCUGCUGCUCCUCCAUCCGCCCCAGCAUCGUCUCUCCCUUCCCCCCCUCUUCCCUCCUCACCUCCUCUCGCCCCCAACGUCUCCCCCGCCUCCCCCACUCUCUGGUACACCCCGCUCUCUCCCAUUCUCCCCGGUCCCCCCAAUGGACCCCCCCAGCACCGCUCUAAACCCCGCAGCACCCCGUCCUCCUCCCCUUCCGACUCCACCUUCAGCACCCUCACCACGGGUAGCAAACCCAACUCCUCCCCUGUUCCCUCUUCGUCCCCCGCCUCCUCCUCCGCCUCCCCUCCGCCUGCUUCUAUAGCCUCUUCCGCCCCUGGGGGCGGCCUCUGCCCGGGGAUAGACGGCGGGAUAUGCAACUUCCGCAUGUCGUCCCGCACGCAUUUCCUCCUCAUGCGUUUCAUCUCGCUUUUCACCGUGCUUUCCGGCCUCGGAUACCUCUCCUGGAAAUGCUACAUGGUGGGGCGGAACAUAACCCAAGCUGGACCGGCCUGCCUGCUCUUUCUCUCCACCGAAAUCCUCGUCUUCCUCUCUUCCUUCAUGCUAGUCGUUGAGUUGUCCAAGCCGGCGAAAGAGAGGAAGGCGCUGAGUCUACCCCCCUCGGGGCCGUUUCCCCGGGUUGCGAUUCUCAUCUGCUGUUGUAGUGAGAAGAUAGAUGUGAUUCAGGACACGGUUAAAGGUGCUAUGAAUCAGAAUUACCCCGGGGAGAGGUACUCAGUGUGGGUGCUGGACGACGGGGGGGAUGACGAGCUUAAAGCCUGGGUAGAAGCAGAGGCUAUGGAGGGGUGGAGCGGAGGAGGUGGGGGAAGCGGCGGAGCAGGAGCAGCAGGAGCAGAAGGAGGGGAAGUAGGAGGAGUGGAGGUGGGGCAGGAUCAGAGCGAGCAGAGCCAGCUGCAGCGGCAGCAGCAGCUGAUGGUGCUGCAGCAGCAGCAGGGUCGGCGGCUGUUCUACCUCCGUCGCCCCAAGAAUAAAGGCGUGCCUCACCACUUCAAAGCAGGGAACAUCAACUACGGUCUUCACUUCGCCUGCGGGGAGUUUGUCGCAGUGUUGGAUGCGGAUAUGAUUCCGUCGCCCUUCUUCUUGUCGGCACUGCUGCCGCAUAUUGUCGGGGAGGAGAAGGGCGACGUGGCAUUCGUGCAGUGCCCACAGUCGUUUUACAAUAUUGUGCAGGGAGACCCUCUGAACGACUCGUCACAAGACUUCUACGAUGUUCUGCUGCCCUACAGGUUGUCCCCUCCCCAGUCGUUUUACACCAUCGUCAAGGGGGAUCCGCUGAAUGAUCGUUCGCAAGACUUUUACGACGUUCUUCUGCCCUACAGUGCCCAGUGCGUGGGUACAGGAGUCAUUUUCCGCGCUGCCCACCUGCAAGCAAUCGGCGGGUUCACAGUUGGGUCGAUUACAGAGGAUUUCGAUACUGCUAUGACGCUGCAUGCCAGGGGUUACAAGACGGCCUAUGUCAACCAGCGUCUGCAAGCAGGACUCGCCCCCUGGAGUCUGGAGGGGUACAUCAAGCAGCACCAGCGGUGGGCCACAGGCAGCCUGCAGAUUCUGUUACACCGUAACCCGCUUCUGCUCCGCGCACCCAAGUUCAGCCUCUACCACCGCAUCUCCUACUGGUAUGCUGCCUCACUUCACAUUCUUCACUUCACUCACAUUCUUCACUUCACUCACAUUCUUCACUUCACUCACAUUCUUCACUUCACUCACAUUCUUCACUUCACUCACAUUCUUCACUUCACUCACAUUCUUCACUUCACUCACAUUCUUCACUUCACUCACAUUCUUCACUUCACUCACAUUCUUCACUUCACUCACAUUCUUCACUUCACUCACAUUCUUCACUUCACUCACAUUCUUCACUUCACUCACAUUCUUCACUUCACUCACAUUCUUCACUUCACUCACAUUCUUCACUUCACUCACAUUCUUCACUUCACUCACAUUCUUCACUUCACUCACAUCCUUCACUUCACUCACAUCCUUCACUUCACUCACAUCCUUCACUUCACUCACAUUCUUCACUUCACUCACAUUCUUCACUUCACUCACAUUCUUCACUUCACUCACAUUCUUCACUUCACUCACAUUCUUCACUUCACUCACAUUCUUCACUUCACUCACAUUCUUCACUUCACUCAUUUUCUUCACUUCACUCACAUUCUUCACUUCACUCACAUUCUUCACUUCACUCACAUUCUUCACUUCACUCACAUUCUUCACUUCACUCACAUUCUUCACUUCACUCACAUUCUUCACUUCACUCACAUUCUUCACUUCACUCACAUUCUUCACUUCACUCACAUUCUUCACUUCACUCACAUUCUUCACUUCACUCACAUUCUUCACUUCACUCACAUUCUUCACUUCACUCACAUUCUUCACUUCACUCACAUUCUUCACUUCACUCACAUUCUUCACUUCACUCACAUUCUUCCUCCGGCCAUGCAUGUAGUACCAUCUCAACGUGAUCGUCAUCAUGAUCCUCACAUGCCUUUCUUUCAGGAUAUUAUUGAGAACAUUCCCUCCUCCCCCACCCCCCUUCCCUACCCUCCGGGCGUACAGUACUAUCUCAAUAUGAUCGUCAUCACGAUCCUCGUCCUACCUAUCCAACCAGCACCUUUCCUCCACUCCCAUUUCUUUCUCCCUCCAGGCGUGCAGUACUAUCUCAACGUGAUUGUCAUCAUGAUCCUCGUCCUACCUGUCCUCAUCCUGGCCCUCGAUCUCCGCAUCAUGCCGCCCGGCCCCAUUUUCGAGACCACCCGCCUCUACAUCAUCCUCCUGGUCCCCUACGUCUUCACCUCACGCCUCCUCUGCCUCGGCCUCUUCUCCCGCCUCCCCAACGGCAUGAUGGUUCAGCUGCGGGGGGAGCAGGUGGAGGAUCGAAAGAAAUAUCUCAAUUAUGAUGAGUAUGGGGUGCCAUAUCUAAGGCCCGAGCAGUUGUUGCCGAAGCGUGAUUACUGCGUGUUGCUUUUCAACAUCAUCCCUGCCAUCUGGGCGUUGACCAUAGGGUUCUACUUCUAUGCGGCGAUCACCAAUUUCAGACCUGGCUUCUGCACCAAGAGCGGGUUCUUUGGGUAUCCCAGUGGUAGAACGACACGUGUAGGGAACAGCGGGAGACGGCUCUCGACGCCGCCGGCGAAUGGGGUAACCAACUUCCAACCAACGCAGGCGACAGUGUGCAAUUUCUCCCGCAGCGGGCAGUGGCUUUCGCGAAACAAGGCUCCCUACGGCGCCGAUUGUCCUUUCCUCAAGAACGUGGGUCCAGUGAAUUGCAUCAUCAAGCCCAGGAAUCGCCCCAAGAACUGGCUGAACUACCGUUACAGACCCAAGAACUGCGGGCAGCCAUGGUUUUCCUUCGCUCCUCUGGCCUUCCUGCAACGAAUGAGAAACAGGGUGUUUGCUUCAGUGGGCGACUCUCUCUCUGUCAGCAAUCUCAUGCCGUCUCUACUUUGUCAGCUACACCAAGUAUCUCCUGUGACCGAGAUUCCUAACGACGGCACAUAUGCAAAGCAAGGCCCACUCACUAAAGUGUACCAAGUCAAAGCGUACAACGUUACCUUGGUCAACACAUGGAGCACGUUUCUCAACGAGUACUGGCAAGACGAACAGACGGUCCAGCAGUACAACGGAGGCGUUGCCUUAACAGAUGAGGAUUCAGUGGUGAAUCUAGAUGGGCUCGAUGCGCAGUGGGCGGCUUAUAUCGAGCGGUACGACGUGCUUAUAUUGCAGACGCAGGCGCACUGGCAGGCCACCAAGUACAAGUGGCGGCGGUUCUGGGUGAACAGUACCGGGGAUCAAAUCUUCAACGAGUCUAGGUUCCUUGCUGCUUUUGAGUAA
Molecule: messenger RNA, 4482 nt
Organism: Closterium sp. NIES-65
Lineage: Eukaryota; Viridiplantae; Streptophyta; Zygnematophyceae; Desmidiales; Closteriaceae
Source: the annotation of a GenBank genome assembly